AUGGACUUGAAUAAAAUUUCUGAUUCAUUGACAUCUCCAACCUCCUCAUCAGCCACUUCACGUUCUUCCUCCAUCUCGGGUUCCGACUCCCUCACCUCAUCUUCCUCUUUGACAUCUUCUCGUAAUUCCAAUCCACGUUCUUCACUUUCCGAGGCUCUUCAUAAUGAAUCUGAUAAAGAAGUGGAAGUAGAGGAGAGUAAGGAGAUCGAAACUUCUCCUUUACAGAAAUCCUCUGGCUAUAGGUAUCUUGACAAUGGAUUACCUUGUCCUCGAGUAUCUGCUGCGGCUAGCACAUCUAAGAAUCGCUCAAUCCGCAGGCAUCGUCGCAGAUCCACUGUUGCACCUUCAAGGCCUAAGCGCGCCAAAAGGGUAUCUUCAAGUCGGCGAUCAAAAGUUGGCUCUUUAUGUCGAAGUGCUAUUAGAGGAAGUGAUAAUUACCGCUACAGAAAUCCCGCUUCCCGAACAGACUACGUUCUACCAAGCAAGACUGCCCGACCGAAGCGAUCUCGGCGCCUGACCCGGGUAGCUCGGGAGGCCGUGGAGUCAGGCCAAACGGCCAGGCGGGAAUUAGGUUUUGAUGCGGCUGAUGAUAGAGCUGAGGAGCGGCCCAGUAAGCGGCCGCGGCGUGCAGCAGCCUGUCGGAAGCGAUAUUGGUUUGAUGAGACGGAUUACGGAGAAGAAGAAGAGGGCCUGAACGUUCAGGAUGAUGAUAGAUUCAGUGAUGAAGAUUAUGUGGGCCAGGGAGACACUGAUCUAGUUCGUUAA
Molecule: messenger RNA, 765 nt
Organism: Protopolystoma xenopodis
Lineage: Eukaryota; Metazoa; Platyhelminthes; Monogenea; Polystomatidea; Polystomatidae
Source: the annotation of a GenBank genome assembly